Molecule: messenger RNA, 1052 nt
Organism: Zingiber officinale
Lineage: Eukaryota; Viridiplantae; Streptophyta; Magnoliopsida; Zingiberales; Zingiberaceae
Product: ethylene-responsive transcription factor TINY-like
Exons: 1
Coding region: 260-919 (219 amino acids)
Biological process (GO): regulation of DNA-templated transcription
Molecular function (GO): DNA-binding transcription factor activity; DNA binding
Source: RefSeq, a predicted model, not a curated record
GAAAUGCCUCUGCAAGUUUCUCCCUCCGUCCAAUAAAUCCCCCCUCCAUUCCAUGUCCCUUUGUCAGUGCCUCCAUUUAAUUCUUGUUGCCACUCUCUCUUUCUCUCUGUCGAGCAAGAUUCGAUUUUGAUAGUCUAAUUAGCUUCGAGGAAGGAGAUUGAGACAGAGGAUUACGUCAAAAAGCUGCCUUUUUGGCUUCGAUCGAUUAGGAGUGGCACGAUUUUGGGAGGGAGCACAAAAAGGUGGCAUUUUGGCGUUAAUGGCGGAUCUUCCCGGCUCUUUUGAAUUGAAAAGCAGUGCGAAUUUUUUGUCGUCGUCCUCAUCCUCUUCGCCGCCUUCUGAUGUGGGCGGUCGGGGGAAGGACGGCGGUGGGAAGCGGCCGCGCGACCUGAGCGGGCAUCCCCUGUUUCGCGGCGUGCGGAUGAGGAACUGGGGCAAGUGGGUGUCGGAGAUCCGAGAGCCGCGAAAGAAGUCGCGAAUAUGGCUGGGGACGUUCCCGACGCCGGAGAUGGCGGCCCGCGCCCACGACGUCGCCGCGCUGAGCAUCAAGGGCCCAUCCGCCGUGCUCAAUUUCCCGGAGCUCGCCGGGAGGCUCCCUCGGCCUGCCACUCUCUGCCCUCGCGACGUCCAGGCCGCCGCCGCCAAGGGCGCCGCAAUGGAGCUCAGCGAGCGGGCGGCGGAGCCCCCGGCCGCGGCCGAGGCCGACGACGAGCUCGGGGAGAUCAUGGAGUUGCCGCCGCUCGAUGCCUGCCGCUUCCUCGACUCAGCCGAUUCCAGUUUCGAGUUCCUGUACGACGACUGGGUCAACUCCUGGUUGGACCCGCCGCAUCUGCUGCCCUCGCCGGAGUGCGGGGAUCCGCUCUGGGCGGCGCCGGAGGAAUUGUUCCCCGCAAGCUUCGAUGCACUCCUAUGGGAUUAAUUCCGUACUUAAAAUUCAAAAACCACCUCUAAUGUUCAUCAAUCUCCCUAUGCCCUUUAGUUUUUUCCAUUAGGGCCCUUGCAUUUUCAAAUAUUCCCUGUGUGAAUUUUCCAUGUUUUAAUAACUAAACACU